Molecule: messenger RNA, 804 nt
Organism: Mesorhabditis belari
Lineage: Eukaryota; Metazoa; Nematoda; Chromadorea; Rhabditida; Rhabditidae
Source: the annotation of a GenBank genome assembly
AUGUUUGAAAACGUCGAUUUAAGCCAUGUUUGGACACAAUAUUGGCAACAGUCACUGGGACAAUCUGCAUUUCUCUGUGGCGGUGAAUCAGUUGAUCAAGAGAACAACUCAUCGAGUCCUUCCUCAUCAAAAGCACCGAGUCCAAGUCUUCCCAACGAUGGGGAUCCCGGUUUCGAUCAAGAAUUACCGCUGAUUGAUUGCCACUCGUUGGACGCAAAACGGCGACGAACACGCACGAAUUUCUCGAGUUGGCAACUCGAGGAACUCGAGAAUGCUUUUGAAUCGUCUCAUUAUCCGGACGUUUUCAUGCGAGAAGCGCUUGCGAUGAAAUUGGAUCUGCUGGAGAGUCGAGUGCAAGUUUGGUUUCAAAAUCGUCGUGCAAAGUGGCGAAAACGAGAGAAUCAGAGGAAAGCCGCGUUUCUCGGCUCAUCAAACAACAAUUCGACGAUUGGUGAAGAGAAUCAAUUAUUAUCCUCGUGCGGUGGGAGUGGUUUGAGUGGUUCACGGGUCACUCAUCCGUCAUUUUCCAUCGAAAGCCUCCUCGCAACUGCACGAGUUCCACGCGGUCGUCGACCGAACGCCAAAUACCCGCGUGUACAGGCUUGCAAGAAUCUGUCGCCGUUGAUGUUCCCGCUAUUCCCGAUCACUCAACCAGCGGGAAUCUCGAUUCGAGAAGCUUCACCCGAUCCACCAACAAUCACCGCUACAACCAAUCGAUCACAAUCUCCAAAAGUGAACAAGCAUUUGCAAAACGAUUUCUCGAUACCAGAUCCAUUGGAGAAUAAUUUGAUACCUGAAGUGGAA